AUAGUUAGUGCCAGUAGUCAACUAUGGUGUGGUUAUGUAUGUUGCUGUCUAUCGAUGACAGUUGUGUGACAUCUAUUAAAACUGAUGUGCUGAUAAACAUAAAACCAUGAAUGACACAACAAAAAUUCAAUGUAAUUCUUAUAUAAGUGUCGAAUAAAGUGAUUAAUUACAAAAUGACUAAUAUUUCUUGAUUCUGCAAUAAAGAAACAACAUCAUCAUGGAGGAGAACGAACUGUACAAUGUUACAGUUCCAUCUUUCUCUGGAAUUGAACCAGCCUUUUGGAACUAUUCCGAUCAUGUCAUCCUCGAAGAUCUUAAAAUGGAUAGUAGUUUUAUAUAUUUACUUUGCUCAUUAGUGUCUGCUAUUUCAUGGAUUAUUUAUAUAGCUUAUUAUAAUAGCAGAGUCAUCGGUUAUAUAAUAACAAAAUUAUUAAAUCGAUUUUUUUUUAGAGAUGGAUAUGUUAAAGUAGGUUCUUUUACUUUAAGUGUAUUAAGUGGAAAAAUAAUGUUUCGGGAUAUAGUUUAUAUCACAACAGAUUAUAGCAUUAGAGUACAAGAUGGAUGGCUUAUAUUUAGAUGGUGGAGAAGUUAUGUUCCCAAAGAUGUAUCUGAAGAUCUCUCACAUUCUGAUACACGACUUUCUGUUAUGUUAAAUGGCUUUGAAUUGCAUGUUUAUAAUCGCUGUCAACUAUAUGCACAAUUAGAAAAAAUAUUUGGUCUUACACCACAAAUGUUUCCUGACGAGGAAAAUCAUAAUAUUAAUAGUGAUGAUCAUGAUGGAGAAUCAUUUAGUAAUACUACUCAUGAAACGCGUCAACAAAUAAACACGAUAGAUGUUUCACGUCAUGUUGAUAAUAUUAGAAAAAAAGAAGCUCAUGUUAUAGCUCGAACAUGGAGAGAUUUAAUACCUGUUAUUAAAUUGGAUGUUUGCACAGGAAGAUUGGUAUUUGGCAAUCGGUUAAUACCAACGACCUUAUCAAUAACCGUAGAGGAAGCGCAUUUUGUAUAUUCUACAAAACCGGCAGCAUCUCGAUAUGAUCAUUUCAUGCAUUUCACAAAAUGUAAAGCAGAGAAUUUCAAAGUUAUUUUAGCACCUAGUCCAAAGUAUACAGGAAUGGUAGAUGAUCCACCUAGGUAUAUGGGUGAAGGAUUUGUUGUAUUGAGCUCAAACAACAUAGAAGUAUAUUAUUACAUGGAUGAAGCUGGAUUUGUUCCUGAACAUCCACAAAUGAUUCAGUUAGUAAAUGGGGAUAUGGUUGAAGCUAUGCCUCCAAUCUGGGGCAUUGAUAUUAAAUGUGGAAAAGGCACUGAUUUCAGUUAUGGACCAUGGGCUGAUAGACAAAGAGAACAUUUAUUUAAAUUCUUUUUCCCUAAUGAUUAUCAACCACUAAAAGUUACAAAAACCCCUGUUACUGGAGAGAAAAGACAAGUUCAAUCAUUUGAUAUAAGAUUAUCAACAUUGAAUGAAGCUACAAUUGAUAUACUCUUUAGCAAAAACAGGGAAACAAAUGCAGUUCAUAUUAAUGUAGGGCCUGGAUCAUAUCUGGAAAUUACUAUGCCAUGGAUAGUUUUACAAGAUGGAUAUACUACAAAAAUAACAGGUCAAUUGUUACAUCUAGAAGCCACUACAAGUUUGCAAUAUCGAAGUUUAGUUGAAAGCGAAACGUUAGAAUUUGGUGUUAAAUGUCAUUAUCCAAUAAAGUGGAAUGAUCAUCAAGAAUGGAUGUUGAAUUUAACUGGGUGUAAAGCCACAGCUAACUUAGUUUAUUCGCACAAAGAAUUCUUUCAAGAUAUGAUUAAUGAUUGGGCCAGUAAAGCCAGACCUGAUAUUUUACAUUUUGUACCUUAUACAUGGAAGUUCAAUUUAUUGUUAAAAGAAUUUGAAUUAAUUACAUUAUGUAACGAAUAUAAUUGGAUUGAUUGUUCAUCACAGAAUCAAGAAAAUACGCACAUUGCUUUUUGCGGAGAAUUUUUUGAACUAUCAUUUGAUCUUCCAUUUGUGGAUUAUUUGCCCAUUACAAUACCUUUGCGUUUCUGGAUUCAAGGUGAAAGUGUUGAUCUUUCUUUUUAUCUACCUGAAGUCAAUACAAAUCGUACAAUUCUGUUAGCUUUGAAUAAAAAUGCAAAGAUUAUGACACGUGAUGGAUCACAUAUAUAUUUAUCAGAGUUGAAUAAAAAUAAAAAGUGGAGAAAUGUUUGUCAGAAAGGAGCUGGUUGGGUUGAUUGUUGGUCUGUACCAAUCGUGGCAUUAAGUAUCAAUUAUACAUAUCAUCCAUGUCCACCAUUGGGACCUACACCACAAGCAAAUAUAACAACACCAGAAAAAGAAGAAAUUCUUCUAUCUCCAAUGAGAAUUCCUCGAUGUAGAAAAUCACCAGGUCUUCACUGGACAAGAAACGGUAGUCAAAAGUUUGAUCCACAAUCUAUAGCUCCUGACAAAGUUAGUUUAGAUCUUGAAAUAGGUCCGUCUAUAUUAAUUUUAUAUGGAUCACUUUUAAAAAAUUUUAUACACUUGAAAGAAAAUUUGUUCGGCGAUUAUCAAACAUUUACUGAUAUGCAACAGAGUCGAACAAAUCCUACAUCCAUAAGUACAGAGAGAAGUAAAGACAGAGAUGUUCAAAAUAGCAGUGUUGAAUCUGUAGAAGAUGAGGAUGCAAAAUCAAAACCGUUUGAUCCAAGAGAUUAUCGACCAUUAGAAGUAACUGUUGGAAUUACUAUGCAUGAUAUUCAAGCUCAUUUGGUGAAAAAUUGUGGAGAAAAUGACCCUCCUUGCCCAGUUAUACUUCUGGAACGAUUUGGAUUUGAAAUGAAAAAGAAAUAUAAGGAAACAGAACUUCAGCUGCUCCUAUCACCAGCGAUCGCAUUAGUUACUGAUAAUGUCGUUCGCUCGAAUAAAGAACGUCAUUUAAAUCAAGGACAUUUAAUGUUGAGUGCAUUGCAAGUUAGGGGACAUGCAAUGUUCAGUAAUGAAGGUAGAAGUUUAGAUCAAGAAACUUUGGAAUAUGCAUGGUUGAUUGAAGUACAAUUAGGAAAAUUGACUGGGAAAAUGAGUUCUCCUCAAUUGCAUCACCUCAUUAUAUCUUUAGAAACAUUUCUAUUAAUGGUAAAGAAUAAUGAAAACAGUUUACGUCCUCCAGAUUUACCACAUCAUUGUCAUCAUGGUAUUCCACCUUUACAAUGUCCUGAUAGUGAUAUUGAGAAACAUUACAGGUGUCCUAGUUCUGAAGAUAUAAAAUAUAGAAUGACUAGAAUAGCUAUAGAUGCAAUUGAUUUAUAUUUUCAAGAAGUAGGAACUACUAUUCACACUUGGAUAUCUCCAAUUCGCGUAUCAACUUGCAAUCUUCAUGGUCAACAAGUAAAAUCUGGAGUAACUGGUGUAUUACCAAGAAUAUUAAUAAGACAAUUUGUAUCAGCAGCUGAUCAUUUUGCAAAUACAAGUAACACCAAUACAGCUGGUAGUGGAAGGUCACAUAAUAACGCAAGCAGUCGUAUGUCAGGUGAUGGAUCUGAUAUUUGGUUAGAAGUAGGAUCCGUAGCUUUAGGGCCAGUAAUCUUAGAAGCUGCUAUUUCUCUUCCAACUCCUGAACAUAAUUUACAUUUAAUACAAAAUAAAUAUUUAAAACUACAUGAUGAAGCUACCAAACGUUUAUGGUUUUUAUGGCCUCGGGAAAGUGGGGUAAAAGCAACGAGGUGUGGUUGUAUAGGUGGCUGUGCAUUUUUUGGAAAUAACCGAAAUGGUCCAAGGUUUUUUAAACCAAGCUAUCAUGAUUUUCAGGAUGGUAUAAAUGUUGCUGCAUACAGAAUUAACGAAUCCGGAAAAGAAAAAGGAUUUGGACAGUCUAUAUUGCAUAGCGGUCAACUGGUAUUUCAUACAUCACCUUAUAAUUUACAAGAUGUGUCUUUACAAGAUUAUCCUAUUACUGGAAUAAAAAUGACUGCCACGCAGGAUGGAUUGCAAACUUCGAAAAAGGGUGUCGAACGACCAAGGUCUGUGACAGAUCAUAAUAAAGAUUCCGGUAUCGAAGAAACUAGUAGUACAAAAUUAAUUACUGCAUCAGCAAGUCCAUUCGCAUGCAGUGGGGAACGGAAACUGCUGGGCAGAAGAUUUUCUUAUACAUCGAUGCGUGGAAGCAGUGUAAAAGAUGUUCCAUAUUCACGAUUAGUAGAUGCGAGUCCUGUUGUACAGUUACCACAAAAAUUAGAUUCAGAUUCAAAAUUGCAUACAGAACGCAGCAAAUCGAUCUUAAGUGUUCCUGAAAUCGAAACUGCUCCAAAAAGUAGUGUAUCUGAUUCUAAAUUAGCAGUUGACUAUUUCAACGCUUCAGAUGUAGAACCAUUUGAAUCAAAUAGCCCACAAUCACUACCGAUAGUAUCUACCGAAAUCAAUUUUUCUGAAUCAAUGCAAACAAGCGUAAAAACUGUUGAUAGUAUCAACAUUUCUGACUCUCACCACUCAUUAUAUGUAAAAUCAGAGUCUGAAGAAAAAUUGAAGCAAGAAGUUCAACGGACAAUAUCUAUGUCUUCAGAAAAUCAUUCAGAAGCUUUUUAUUCUGCUGAUGAGGAUACGAGUCAUGGAUUAAGCGGAAGUCGCACAUCAAGUUUACGCCAAUCUAUUAUCGGAUCUGGCUCUGUAUUAAAUCGCAAUGACAGUAUGAAAAAAAAGUUUUCAUCAGACUUAUCUAUUGUAGAAAGUUCAACAAAUGUGAAUGUUUCCGUAUCGGAAAAAGCACAUACUUUAGAGAGAGCAAAACCACAGGCGAUAAGUAUGAAACGGAGUCCUAGAGUAAAUCGAAAUACUAGUUUUCAAAACGAAACUGAGUCAAAUGGUGUAAAUGGUGGACUACGUGAUUCAUCGGAUAGUCAUUCCGUUUCUUCUACCAGUUUCAUAUCCGCUGUAUCGUCGCAAGAAGAUGUUACGCUUGUUAAUUUACAUAUGCAAGUAAAUAAGCCAAUUGUUGAUUCUCCACUACUUAUGUCAAGCUAUGUUAGCCAUUUAACUCAGAUACGUUGUUCAAAUUGGAGCCAAUCAUCAAUACCAGCAGGAGGUGCCGCAUUUACUACACCACUUUUUCAACGUACUGAAGAUGGUAGAUUAGUUUAUGUUGGUGGCAGAUACGUACCGAAAUUUGAAACUGUUACGGAAGGAUUUACUUCGCUAAAAAUGAUUACAAGGUCCGAUGGUUCACCUGUAGCUAACUCUUGUAAUAAAACUCCUACACAUCCAUAUCUUUGGGAUAGUACAACUAUUAAUCUUAUGGAGAGAGAAGAAGAUCAUACAACUCAUAAUAAGGAAGAAUUAUUAACUGUACAGCAUGAAAAUGGAUCACGAACGACGGUUAUCGUAAAGUUUAAGGGAGAUGUAGAUGUCAUGUUAAGCCCGAUGGUAUUAGAAUCUCUACAACGUUUUAUUGAUGCUAUCAUACCAACAUUAGCUACUUUACAUCCGCUAACAAUUCUCAAUCAUCUUCAUCAUGAAUGCAUUGGAAAAGUUGAAGAUGCUAAUAUUUUGAAACAAGACCAAAGUUUAUCCUAUUGGAGUCAAAUACAAACUAGUUCGAAACGAUCCACUGCUGAAAGAAAUAUUAAAAAUGGUCAAGGUGACGACAAACGUAAAAUUGCAUUACAAACAAACGUAUAUGAAGAAAGCAUUAUGACACAAAUACAGGGCAGUAUUAUUUUACCAAAGAUGAAUAUAACUUUAUUGCAAGCUUCUGUUGUUGAAGAAAUUAUAUCUUUUUCUGCUCUUGAAAAUAUUCGUGAUUUAACAUGUGUAUCACUAUUCGCCAUCUGUUUUGACGAUGUGACAGCAAGAUUUUAUAUUGGAAAACAAGCCCGAGAAGUAGUUCAAACGUUUCAUAAACCAGCUGUACUACCAAAUCAAAAAAAAGUUAAUAAAAUUAGCAAGGCAUUUUUACCUGGACAUCAAACUGCUGCUGUAGUUGCUGAUAUUGGAAGUGGAGAAACAGUGUAUAUAGAAACUUCUGAGAAACAACAAGAAGAAAUUUUAGUUACUUUAAAUAUAGGCAAAGCUCAUUCACAAUUACGUAGACUUAGAAACGAAUCAUCAAUAUUAAAAGAUGCUGUUAUAACAGCAAUUCCUGCUCAUUAUUCAAGAGUGUUAUUCACAUGUACUAGAAUAACUUCUCCACUAAAAUGUGUUGAUUAUUAUUUACCUCAAUUUACGGAUGACAAAGAAAAAAGUAAACAAUCUGGAUCUCCACAAGCAACAGAGGAAUUUACUCUUGGUAGCGGAGAAGAUAGAUUAGGUUUUAUAAUGUUUGAAUGUGGUUUAGAGGGUAUCAAAUUGAAAGUAGCAAAAAAAUCUCAGUUUGAAAAAGGAGAAAAUGGAAAUGAUAAUAAAAAGGUUGAUACUGAAAUAUUUUAUACGGAUAGCGUAAAAAGCCAGGAAGAACUGGACAAUGCAGCUGCUUCCACUGCACCUACAGCUGAACCAGAAACAGCUUCAACGAACUUGCAUAACGGAGCACAAAUAAAUACUAGUGCAACAUGUGCUAGUCUCGCGUCAAAAACAGGAAAUGGAAAUACCGUUUCUUGUGUCAUAGAAUUAAAAACAGUAUGGUUUAAUUUUGCAGCGCCGCCUCGCACACCUAUAACAAGAAAAAUUGAUUAUACUCGAUUAGAUUGGAAUUUAUUAAGUACUGCAUCACCUGCAAUAAAUGCUUGGAUGAAUCCUAGCAAUAAGUUUGCAAUUCGAAUUGUACACAUGUUUAGAGCUAUGUAUCGAAGAUCAACUGCUAUAGUUGCUUGUCUCAUGGCAGAGGCAUUAGAUGUUCAAGCGACACACAUGCCCACUAAAAGUCGUUACGGAAGAUUAACUCCAUUGGCUAAAACAUUACAAGAAGAUCCAUCUUGUCAAUUGUGUACAAUUUUACAAAAUUAUGUUUUAUUAAAUGAAUUAAAAAGUAUUGAAGCUAACUUAAAAGAAUCAGAUUUACCUUUGUUAUCAACACUUCGACAAGGAGUUAUAGUAUUGAGCAGACAAUGGAAGAAUGUUCUCUAUACUCCACUGUUAUUGGAACAUAAUUAUAAAACCAAACAUGUUAAACCAUUGAAUGUCACAUUUGCAGUUUCAGACCCAGAUGAGGAAAAUUUGCUGACUGAUGGUGAGGGUAGCGCAGGAGAAGUUGAUGAUCAGGAAGUCACAGAUGAAUGUGCUAUGUUAAUUCACACAGACCACAUGCACAAGCAUACACAUGCCAAAACUGGACAAGAUAAAAGUACAGGUAUUUGUGGUGAUGGUUUGACGGUUCCUGUAAGUUCUCCUCGGGGAAAAGACACAACCCCUAUAACAACACCGGUUCCAGGCCCGGAUUCAUUAACCUCUCCCUCUCCACCAGUAGUUCGUCUAAAGAAAGGAAAAUCAUUACAACCCACGCAAAUGCCUGCUAGCACAAGAGCAAGUAUUGUUUUUCCAUUGCUUGCAAGUGGUGGGUUAUUCAAUCAGACUCGGGAACCGAAUAAUAUAAGUUACGGUACAUUGCGGGAAGAGAAGACACCGCAAAUUCACAUUUCUCAUUCUCAUCAAUUGGGUUCUAAUCCAAGUAUCUAUUCUGGAGGUGGACAUGGUAGUCAACAUAGCACUGGAAGCUUAGAUCAAGUUACAUCUCCUACGAGUCAUCAUUCUAAUAAACCUUUAAAUACUGGUGAAGAUCUAUAUAGUUGGAUGGCUAAACAACAAGAAUUUAUAAAGGACAAUGAUAAAAGCAAUUUAAAAGGCAAUUGGGUCUUUCGUGCAGAGCAAAAGUCUUUAAAGGAUUCUAAGAUCAACACAAUGACAACAGAUGAUACAGAAGAUUCUGAUGUUCAUAGUGGUACACUUCUCUAUCCUAUGAAAGAUUCACUUAGACUUUUAGAUGCACAUUUAAUUUUUGAACCACUUCUGUCUUCCUUAUCUGUUAUGCCACAACAAAUGUUAUCUGCCAUUGGUUCAGGAAAUGUAAAUAAUGUAUCCUCUUUGGACUCAUUAGGAUCAAAUUUAUCUCUAGUAGGGAAUAUGGAAACUAUGCGUAUUGAUAUAGUUGUCAGUGAAUUCGGAAAAGUAACAGAUAAAAGAAAAGGUAAUAAAUAUCAAGCAAAGAAAGGAAAUUCAAAAUUUCAUUUGGAUAUACCACCGGAAACACCAGCAUUUUUAUGCGAGAAAAUCGGCAUUGAUAUUGACGUUAAGAAAAUGGCUGAUAUGACUGUGGAUGAUAUGAUUCAAAAGCAAACUGUAUUAUACAUAUCUCGGGGCCAAUUAAAAAAACAUACAAGUACAGUUGUGAAUUUUAGUUUAAAUAUACGAUACAUUAGUCAACAAGUCAACAUGCCUCUUCUCAGAUUGUUGCAUCAAAUUAGUAAUAUGUAUCAAAACGUCAAAGAAACGCAAAUGGAACUAAAAGAACAACAACCAGAAAACAAACGAAACAAUAACUUAAUUAUUAAUGAUACAGCAGUAAAAAAUGGGUCAUCUUCAACCUCUGAUUUACAAGAACAACUUCUGUUAGAAGGCAAAAAGAUAGAUGUCCCAUUACUUCGUAAUAGUUUCGAACCGAAUCUUUCGAGAGUUAUAUCACCUGGUGCAAGCAUUCGUUCUCGACCACAAAGUUUUGCUCAAAAAUUACGUAGUACAGGGAAGAGCGUGAAAGGAUAUAUCAAUUUGAGCGAAGGUGUAAUAACUCCCAAUUUUGGAGCGAGUCCAAGUGGAUCUGGUUUAGACAAAUUUUGUGUACUUCCCGAUAAAUGUAAAGAUACAACACAUUUAACGCCACGAUGCUGGAAAACGAUUUAUUACUUGUUGGAUUUGUACGCUACUCGGCCAGAGACCAAAACUAUUACACAUCGAUUUUCUAUACCAGCAGACGCUUCAGAACAUUAUAAAAGUGGUCGAAAAUAUGAAUUGUUGAAUGAAACGAAGGAUGUAGACAUUGAAAAAGGAUUGAAUGCUGAAAAUAGUUCAACGCCUGUACCACUUCCACGAGAAUUGAAUAUUGUUACGGGAGAACGAACGAGAUUAGUUAUUUUUGGUGUUGCUCGAAUACACAGAACCAGAUUAUUAGCUACACUCAGUGGAUUGAAACUUGAAGCAGAAAUAACGAGUCUUCAUGCAAGUUUCACUUGUCGUAAAAAAUCAAGACCUGCCAGCUUAGAGUGUAGUUUGACUGGUCAAAUUGGCAGAACAAUGAUAGUUUUAUUGGAAGGUGUUGCACCUAAUCAACAAACAGUUGUUAAAGUAACCGUAGGCAAGUCGCAAGCUUUAUAUUCGAGUAUAAGCAGGCGACAAAAAGAUAAGAAUAGUGGAUUACUGACUGUUGGUGCAGUCAAUAUAGAUAUUCCACAACAUCCAGUAGCUUUACAUGGUAUGAUGACCAGAGGGAGUAAACAAUUAUCAUCGACUUUGCAAGAACUUAGGGUAACAAGAACUUCUUCAAGAAUGUCUAGAGGUCAACAGCAGGAUGACGUGGAUACAGGAGUACCUGGUAGUCCACAUCAUUAUGCGCCAGCACCAUCAGUUGAUUUAGAAAAACCACAAGUAGUAUCUAGCUUGUUAGAACCGAUUGUAAUGCAAUUUCAUAUAAUAUUUCAAAGUUUGAGUAUAACGGCAGCUCUGCUACCAUCUUUACAAGCACAAUACAAAAUGGAUCAAGUAACUAGUUCCGGCAUAACUGGUAGUAAAGCUAAAUUUACAAUAGACUUACCUCAUCAUACCCUGAGUUUCACGACAAAACUUCAAGUGACUGAAGCAAAUUUACCUUCUGAAGCUAGUAUUGAACUUCCCAAAGUACACGUAUCGGCGGAAUAUAUACAAGAUGGUAACAGUAACAUGAAUGAUAGUAAAUUAGCUGAUGGUGUUGUAUUAAGACAAGGCAGUUAUCUUAGUGCAACGGCAGAUAUUGGUGUUUUCGAACAUUCACUGACUACAGAUCUUCUUAAUCACCUGGUAUUCGUGCAAAAAGUGUUUAUGAAAGAGGUAAACGAAGUUGUACAGAAAGUUUAUGGCGGAGAGAAGCCAGUUCCUUUGUGGUUAGAAGAUGAAGAGCCAAGCAGUGCAGCUGUAAAAAGAAUAUUGUUCACAUUAAUUAUUCGCAUUAAGAGAAUACAAUUAACUGCAACAACUCCAACAAAUUCGGCGGUUCGAUUGGAAACUGGAGCUGUUGAACUCCAAUUAUCUAACAGAGUACAAAAUGUCUCUGGUGCUACUCAACCAAAUCCAUACAUGAAGUUGUUUGGGAAAGCACAAGUUGAUAUUAAUUUAAGUCUUGGUCAAUUGUUAAAGAAUGUUUUAUUUGAAGAAGCAGAGCCAGAAUUUCAGCAGUUUGCCUUUUUUAAUACCAGAGUAGGUUUACGAAAUGCUUUUCAAGAAGAAAUGGUACAAGGUGAAGAAAAGGAAGUGGUAUUAAUUACACUAAAGCGUCCAUUAAUAUAUGUUCAACCAAUGGCUAUUGACAAAGCUAUACUUGUUUGGCUAAAUUAUAAAAACGCGUACGAAUAUUGGAAUGAGAAAAGAGCUAAUUUAAAUAAAGAGGUUUUAACCGCUACUCAACAAGUAUUUGAAAAAGUUCCAUUUGGUCAAAUAACGAGUCAAUUAAGUGCUCCUCAUUUGGGAACACUAUUUUUACAAUUGACUGUAGAUGAUAUGGGUAUUUGUUUACCACUUAAUCCUUUACCACCUACCUGGGGUAUGAAUAGAGGAUUGUACGAUGGCGAAUCAAGAGGUGCUGUAGUAGUGACGUUAGAAAAUACGAGCAUAUCAGCAUGCAGCAGCGGUAGCUUAGUUAGUAAAGCAAGGUUUGUAGGUUUGUGCUUAAGAUUUGCUGAUGACUUUGAAACUUCUCUGGAUGAUUGGAAACCAGAUGUAUCUGAUAGUAGUAUAAUGAAUUUAUGUAUGGUAUCUGAAGGCACUUAUGAAGUAUGUAGUAGAACAAUUGCACAAAAACAAGACAAAUCUGACAAUGCCAAGUGGAUUUUAAAUGUACAAUGGCAAAUGGAAGGUGUUGAUAUUCAUUUAGAUGUUAAUGUAGGACAACAACUGUCGGCACUUGGGCAUACACUAACAAUGUUGACUGGUUCUGAAGAAGAUGAUAUUCAUGUACCUGCAGAUUAUGAUAGCGAUGAUGCAGAUCAACCAGAUAAUAGUACUAGCCAGGUUAAGAAAAAAGAAAGUAUAUUAAUGAAGAAAUCCAAAAAUUGGACGGAUAGUCUACCAGCGUUUGUUUUUGAUCCUACGCUUGAUGCGAAAAAGAGAUCGAAAUUAAUAGAAAAAGAGAUGAAUGAACAGGCAAAAAUUAUCAACGAUCUACGAUCAUUAGGUGCUUCUCAUGGAACAAUAGAACAAGAAAUGAAGCGUCUACAUGAGUUGGAAGCUAUGGUUUUCAAGGACUUUAGAAGAGAUAUGAUUCAAAAGUUAAGGAGGCAGUCGGUUAAAGCUUCAGGAAUAAAAGGGAAAUUAGGAUUAGGAGGGAAACCGAAUACGUAUCGAUCGCGUUCGUUUAUCGUACCAUCGCCAACACUUGAAAAUCAGCUCGAAAGUCCUGAAGAUAUGAAUUUAGAGGUCAAUUCAGCAAAUUCUGCUAGUUAUGAAAGUAGUCCUAGAAGUGGCCCAAGCCGAUCUGCCUCCCUUCGUGUGAGAGGACUAGGUGGACCGCGGGUUACUUUUAGUGACACGCAUACAAUGGGCAGACAAUCAUCACUUCCAAGCGCUGGUUCUGAGUUAAGUUUGCCAGAAGGAGAAUUAGAAUGGCCAGAAACUAUCGAAAUAGACGGAGAACGAGUUGAAUUGAGAAAGAAAAGCAGAGAUAUCAGUUACACUUCGAGUUAUGACAGUAUGGAAGGAAAUGCACCACUACUUGAUUCGUUUGGAAAAGAACAAUCUUCGUCAACUUCGUCACCAUACAUAACACCUCAAAAAGCUCAAGAGCCUAACAUAGAUUUUGAACUUGAUGUAAAAGUUCUAAUUAAUAGUGGUAAAUGUGUACUCCACACGAAGGAUCCAGGAAAAGAAGAUGAAAUUAAAAUUAUGAGUAGAAUGAAGAAAGAGCGAUCAUGUUCAGGAGGUACAUUUGAAUUUCAACCAAGCAGCCCUAGUAGUAGCAGGAAACACUUAAGUAGUAAAGAAAAAUCAUCCACCACGAGUACUUCUCGAUUACGAUAUUUACAACACACAAAUGUACCCUUAGUAGAUUUAACAAUUUUUCAUAUUCCUGGCUUAGAUGUAAAGGUACAUUAUGAAUCUAGAACACUUCCAGAGGAAUCUGUAUCUCCUCGUGUAUCAUCAGACAAUAGCUUGCUUAAUCCUUCAUCAGUAACCGCGUUCAAAAAGUCUAGUACUAAGAAGGCUAGUUUAUUUGCUUGGAUGACUCUUCAAAGUAUACCAGAAGAAACUAUAAUAAGUCCACAUAUCCUCGAAUUUUUGGAACAAACGUUAGAACCAAUACCAAGCAAAACUCAUUUUCAUAAUAAUGCACAAACGAACGCAGUAUUUCCAGUGGAAAAUGUGGAAAGUACAUCCUGGGCUGCUACAGCAGCAAGUAGCAAUUAUGUUUACGCGAGUUUUCCUGUUGAUGUGAUAGUAUAUUUUCAUAUGCAACCUUCUACUUUUAGAUUUUCUUGUUUACCGGUCUCUCGGGUUGAAUGUAUCUUGCAAUUGCCGUCCCUUGAUAUAGUGUUUUCGUCCAAGCGAGCAGAAGAAGAACUUACAGAGUUUCGAGAGUACAAAUCUCCAGGUACACAACCUACUGGAUCAGCGAUUGGUGGACUGUCAGUCACCGGAUGUCUUGCUGAUUUUUCUGUUUAUAUUUUUCAUCCGUAUGGUGGCGGAAAGAAAACUGGUUUGAAAGAAGCACAAUGGUCACCUUUAUCUGAUAGUGAAAGAAAAGAUUCUUUAAGUAUCAACGUCGCAUUUGUAAAAUUUCAUAUGUCGAGAAGUCGCAAAUUAAAUUUCCAAAGUGAACAAUCAAAGAAGAUGUCAGAUACCAGCCGUGCAGUUAUUCGAUUUUCCACAAUUGUUGACAUCGGAUCCGCCUCGUUUAAAUAUGAUAUGCGACGAUUAAGUGAAAUUUUGGCUUUUCCGAAAGCAUGGUAUAGACGUAGUAUAGUACGUCGAUUGUUUCUGGGAGACUUAAGUUCAGGUACCGCAUAUUCUGAAGGUGAUGGUAGUCCUUCUCUAAAUCAAGAAGAAGCAGUUAUGGGUAGCUCUCUAUUAAAACAUUACGAUCGACACGGUGUUGAUGGAUUAUCGAAAAGUGCUCCAGAACGAAGUCCAACUUUGAAUAGGGACAAAUUAAGAUUGAGUUUAGAAAGUGAUAUACCGAAACAUGCACGAUUAAAAGAUAUUGGUAGAGGAUGGAGUUUCACAUCUGAUAAACAAACAUCAGAACUUAAAUUAAGAGAAUCUGCAUGGGAAACAUUAGUACUGUUUGCCAUAAAUUUUACACGUUUGAAUGUUCACAUGAACAUGGGUAAUGUCAUGGGCAAUGUUACAUGGAUGACAAAAGAUUUUAGAUCCGAUGGAAGAUUGUCUAUAGGUAGUACUGGACAUAAGAAUUUAUAUAUAGGCGUUGGAUUGGGAGGUUCUAGUUUGGAUGCAAAGGGUGGUAUUGUUGGCGGUAUCAUUGAAUUGAGUGAAAUUGAUACAUAUAUACACAUUCGAGAAGAACCUGGUAUAGAACCUGAUCAUACUGUAGGCUUAAAACUGUUUGCAUUGGAGUUGCGAUUGGAUUAUAUGGGAACCAGUGUAUUGAUGUCUAGAGUAUCAUCAUUGGAUGUUACAUUGAGAGAUGAAUGGAAAAUUAAUCGUAAUAAUAGUGGGGAUGCCUUUAUGCCAACGAGAAGGCCUGCGGUAAUUUUUAUGCAUGGAGACUUGGGAUGGGAUCAAUUGCAAAUUAUGAUUAGUAAAUCGACAACAGCGGAUUUAUUAAAAAUGUACUAUAAAUUAGAUGAAUUUUUCAGUCAACAAUUUAAAAGUAGCAAACGAGUAUUUAGUUCCUUACAACCAAAGCAUCAAAGAGUAAAUAACACUAGCUUUAGAAAAAGAACACAGAAAAAGAAAACUACUAAUGAAGGUCCAUGGAACACGAAUCAAGCAGUUACAAUGUCAGAUGCUCGUCAUCACAGACAUUGGCAAGGUGUAUUAGCCCAAGUUGCUGGCCUCCAAUUAGGUAGUUUAAGCUUUUCUUUACCAUCAACAGGAACUGUACUUGGAGGAACAAUGGAACUUCACGGAUGUAACAUUAGUUUAGCGUGUUUCCAUGGAAUUAAUUUCAAAAGUAAAAGUUGGGCAAUAUUUUCGCUAAAAGAACCGUGUAUCAGUUUCACUACUGAAGCUCAAGAAAUUCCAAGCGUGGAAUCCCCAAAUACGCGCGAUGUUCAUGUUGUGCAAACAUUAACCAUCAGUUUAGGCCAACAACAAGAGCAACAUGCAAGACAUCACUCUAUGGCUACUGUUUGCAAAUUAAGUCGUAGCGUAUUGUUCCCACCACAAUUUAAAUCAUUACAAGAAUGGUUUCAUUAUGCAUUUGCUAGUAGUGAAAUUGACGCUGUAGAUCGAUUUCCAUGUGUUGAAAGAGAACGAACAGAUAGCACAUCUGAUAGCGGUAAUAUAACUCGUGGAAGAAGUACAGCAGCAUCUUCUGGAAAAUUACAAGAACAUUCUCACGGAAGGGAAGUUAUAUUUGCUCUACCAUCAUUGCAAUUACAUCUAAAAACUGAACAUCUUCAAACUGCAAAAACUCCAGUUGUUAUCGGAGCUCCUAAACAUAUAUUAUAUAGUGAAAAACCACUAGUCGAAUGUAGUUUCAUUACCGAAUUCGAGGACCACAUUUUCGUUACGGUAGACGCAGAGGCCUUUUUCUUCCUUCAUGAUUUAAUUACUUCAUACGUUAAGGAGAAAGAGAAAGUGAACAUGGGUGCACGAGCGCAUAGUCCAGAUCCUCAAGAAAAGAAAGGCGGAACUACGAACACUGCCAGUACUUCCGCUACAACGACGAUCACUUCCGAAGAUGAAAAGAAACGUAAACAGUUCGAUCCAGCAGAGAUGUUUAUAAAAGAUUGGCGAUCGUACAGGUGUAAAACAUGGCACGUUGAACCGACCGUAAGAUUGCUUUCGUGGGCUGGUAAAAGCAUCGAGCCUUAUGGAAUAGAUUACAUCUUGCAAAAAUUAGGAUUUUCUCAUGCCCGUACAACGAUACCGAAAUGGAUUCAACGAGGUUUUAUGGAUCCACUAGACAAAUUAUUGGCCAUUCUAAUGUUAAGAAUGGUUUCAGCCGUUCGGGAAGAAUCGUCAGAAGAAAAGGAGCAUAAACGAGAGAAACAGUGAGUCGGGAUCAUGAAAGUAGACGUUCAGAUGGAGGGAAGAAGAAAAGAAUGAAAGGUGGAACCGUACAAUAAUCGUCCAAGAUAAUAAUGUCCGCAAAUUUUUUGUGCAAACUGGUAAGUGAGAUAGAUACCGAUAAAAUCAUUGUUUCUUUACAUUAUAUAAACCGGACGUUGAAUAAUAUGAAUUUACUAAUAAUAAAAGUGAUUAGAGAUCAGUUCAAUGUAGGAAUCGAUAAACUCUUACACGCGAAAUUGAUAUUUUGAGAGUGUAUGUUUGAAAGGAACAUUUGUAAGAAGCGUGUUAAUAGGGUGCAAAUGUAAUCAAGCAAAUGUAUAUUAAUUAUAUUAUAUAGAUACAGGUUUUAUCGUCAUCGAUGAUUUCGUUCGAAUGUGUUACAUAUUGCACAGAACGCCAAGAGCACAUCAACGAGCGCUAGACGACAUAUGUGUAUUGACAAUGCGUUUUUAACAACGCUUCGUUAUAUUUUCAUAAAGUAAUACGAAAGAAUUUUUGUUCGAGAAAACAGAAAUUCGUCUCAAAAGCCGUUCACGACCGUAAUCUAUAUAGCAUUGUAUUGAUACGCGUUUCGAAUAGGACGUUUAGUCUAUCGAAAACAUUUAACGAGUUUUCAGCUUUAGAAUUUUAUAAAUUAUGUAUUAUGUGUAGAUAUUAGCGUUUAAAAAAAAAAAAAGACUUAAACCUAGGUAAAUACUGAAACGAUUGUACGUGUUAGAAAAAUCGAGAACACGAGGCAGAAUGCUUUCCUAGCUUGAAACUUUGCAGCUUUCUUAGCACGUACUGAUUUCGAAAGAUUUGUCUUUCUAUAAAUUGCUCACGCGAUUACGCUUACAUUCUUAAGAUUAUCUUUUUUUUUUUUUUUUUGUAAUCAUCGUUUUCCCUUUCUUAGUUUAAGUACAUAGUUCUCGGCAGAUGGGUUUAAAGCUUACAAUAUAAUGUUAAUAAUGUUAAUCGAUACCAGCCACGGCAUUUUUGCUCAUUUUUUUUUUUUUUUAAGGAUAAUUUGCGUGAAUCCUAUAACGUAACGAUAAUUUAUUUUUUAGUACGACGAACUAAAGGUCUUCGUUUAAUUCUACGUGAUGUACGUAUCUCAUUUGUGCAUAUUGAAUUAUUACUGUGUAAUGUAAUGUAAUAUAUUUUUGUGCAUACAUCGCGCGAUUGUUUUCGCAUAAGUAUUUAUACACACACACACACACAUACAUACACAUACACACACUGAUGCCAAGUUGCACUUUCAAAACGAUGAAAUAACAAAGCUGGUACAUAUUAGACUUAAGUUGUUAAUUAUAGGACACUGGAUUUCAAUGUAUACAUACGCUGUAUUUUAAAUGAAAUGUAAAAAUCGUUUGUAAACGUGAACGUUAGAUGAUACGUAAAAGAGGCAAACAAUCGGUGUGUAUCGUUGUUCAAGCGUCUUUUUUCAUUCGAGGGAGCGCUAUAGGCCCACCGAUAAUAGUUGCAAAGAUUAGUUUCAUUCGGUUCAGUCUUCCUACAGCACUGCGUAAUUUUAAGUGCGAAUUUAAUUGCAAUUUAAUUGUUUUAGAACAACUCUAAGCUGUUUAGUCGAAUUUUUUCUAUAUGUAAAAAGAAAGAAAGAAAGAAAAAAAACAAAAAACAAACGAUGGUAGCGGUAUAUAUCGGUAUGUUUCUAUAUAAUAUAUAAAAGAAACCGAAAUGUUUCUUCUAGAUUGCAUAUAGUGAUUCUGAGCUUUUUAUUGUUAACGACCGCUGAUAACGCAAUAAUAUCUAUCUAGAAGAUAGAAAGUUGAUCGAUUAUGAAUUUCGAAUUUUUUGACGACAAACGUAUAUGUAUAUAUACGUGUGUUACAUGCGUGCCGAGUUCGUAUCGUAAUAUACGUAUAUACUUUUCCAUACAAGUUCCGGCAAUCCGCGUAAAUUUUGAUUGAAAGUAUUGUGCACUGAUGUUGCAAGACGCGCGUUGUAAAAAAUAUUCCAACAUUGAUAGACAAGAUAGUUAAAAUAGACUUAAGUAAAAUUGUCGUACAUGUAUUUAUUCCUGAGAUGUUCCAUACUUGAAUUUCAAUUUAAACGAACAAAACAACGGGAAAUAUGUUCCUUUAAGUGUAUAACGUAUAGACAGAAAUGUUAGCGAAUGUAAUAUUAUUCUUAGUUGAUCCAACGUUGUCGAACGUUGCCCGUUUAAUUUAUUCACAAAUUUAUACAAAUUUUUCACCGGAACUUGUAUCGCGUGCAUGUAUAUUUGCUCACAGUUACGACUUCUUCGCGCGUGACAUUCUCUAUUUAAAGAA
Molecule: messenger RNA, 17598 nt
Organism: Frieseomelitta varia
Lineage: Eukaryota; Metazoa; Arthropoda; Insecta; Hymenoptera; Apidae
Gene: tweek
Product: transmembrane protein KIAA1109
Exons: 49
Coding region: 218-15310 (5030 amino acids)
Biological process (GO): synaptic vesicle endocytosis
Source: RefSeq, a predicted model, not a curated record